GUGUGUAAGUUAUUCAGUAUAGUAAUGGGUUCGACCAGAAAAACACCCGGGUGAUAUUCGGUCUCAAAAUUUUGUCCUUCUUUACUUCAUUUAUUUUCUUUCUGUGUGCAUUUUAAGUUGGAAUUUAGAGUUCGUUAUAUACCAAUUGCCCAAUCUCGGCAAUGGCGAACGUCGUUCGAUUGAAUUUGCUUGGCAAAUUUAUGAAUUCUUGUAUCCGCCAAACCCAUAUAAGCCGUAACAUUGGCUAUUUCCAUGCCCAUGUCUGUGGUCCGGGACUAACCGGGCAGCAACUGUGGCGUCAGAUGAGCAGUAGCAGCAGCAGCGGCAACAACUCGGAUCCGGAUUCUGAUCCGCCCGACAAUCGGAAUAGACGUUAUAACCGUGAUGGUCGAAACUGCCGUGACUGGCGUAACGGCCGUAAUAAUCGUAGUUCCAGUGGCCAUCGACGUCGCCUACCCAAACGGGAUGAGGAGGAGGACCGCGAGCGUAUGCCUCCCACUUCGUUUAUAGAACGCCGGACGCCCUUCCGGGUGAUUUCUGAUUCUAGUGGUGAUAAUGCCACUUCAGUGAGGAUGCAUCCGAGGGAGCGUAGUCUAACGGCGGAAGAGGAAGAAGAACAGGAGCUGGAGCCAGAGUCGAAGCUGCCGAUGCAGCUUCCACUGCUGUUUACAAUGCGAUCCCACCACCACCAUCACCAUCCCAUGCCCCUGGAAAAGGCGAUGACCAUGCGCCCCUACCAAGUCCAGAGGCGCGAGGCCCAGUUGGCCCGGACACUGAACUCCUACGACUAUCAGGUGUUCUUUAAGCCGUGCAUUCCGCUGCCAGGGCAGGUUUAUGAACUGUCGAGUCGCCUCGGCACCUAUCCAGCUAUCCGGGACCAGCGGAUAUCGCCGUAUCAUCCGGCCAUCGAAUCGAUGCGGAAUCGCAAUAUGGAGAGAAUGAUGCGCGAAUCGCAGGCGCGUCUAGCUACCCGACAGGUGGCCGCCCUCUGCGGCGAGCAGGAGCGCAACUUGGAGGGCAUUAAGGCACUGAUGGCCACCGCUGUGAACGUACGCGGACCGGGUACGGAAACAAUACUCCCCAACAAAUGGGAGUGGGCCAGGCAGAGUUUCCAGGAUGGGAAACGGAACAUGGAGGCGGAUACGAUGCAGUCGCUAGCGAUGCUUCAGAUGCUAAGACGGGCGAUUAUCAAUGGAAUGGCCGACAAGGGAGCACCCACCAAGUUCAGGGACCUGAGGGUCUCCAAAAUGAACAACAAGCUGGAGUGGAAUGGCCUGCGUCCGUGUCGCAAGAACACCGAUCCCUUCGGCGUGGAUCGCAUCAAUGAUACGGUAGACCGUGCCCGGAUGUAUCACAUGCUGAUAAUCUGCGCCCGCUCUGGGCCAAGAAAUCCAAAGAGCAGCAGAAACCGAACGAACAUGAGCAAUUGCAGUUGCCGGGAUGGCAAUAGGAGCACUAACUCUUGCACCACCAGUCGUAUCAGCCUCAUCAACAGGAUACGCAGAAACAUAUGCCUCAGUAAGAUGAAAAUGAUCAAUUCCAAGCCCAAAUACAGUCAGUUCAAGAGAUUACCACUAAGGGAUUUUAAGCUAAGGGCCGUACAACAUCUGCCAAUCACAUCGAAUCUCGUCAAGGACGAGCAGAAGCGUUUGGACAAGCUGAAGGCGGCCAAGGUGCAUCUGCAGGUCCUGCAGGACUCCAUACGGAAUAGAAGAAGCACCGGGAUAUCAUCUCCAUCAGCCAUACCCUUGUCCAGUCGUCCUUGUGCCAGCCAGGAGAAAACCAAAAUGAAUCCAGGCGAUAGCCAGGCUCCUGUCGCGGAGCUCAAGGAUGCAACAGUUAAAAGGGAUAAAAAGGACGACGAAAAGGAUAUGGAUAAAAAAGAAGAGUUGAUAACCAAGGAUAUGGAGCCUGUAGAUCCAACGGAUCUAGCACCAAAAUAAUAUCAAUAUCAGCAUAUUAUUUUAAAUCUAGUACUUAAAAAAAAGUACGAAAAAAACGUCCAUUUAUCAAAAAAAAAAAGAAAAGGAAAAACAGCCAAAAAUUCAGAGCCUAUGUUUUAAAAAUUCAAAAACAUUCAAAACUUUCAUCCAUAUUCCAACGAUCGAGAUCAAAAUUGAAGUGACCAUCCAUUUAGUAUCUAUAUAUUUUUUUAAAACAACACUUUUGUUAUUCCGAAACUGAUCGAUUUGAAUUUUAUAAUCAUUGAUAGAUAGUAUGCAUGGGGCGCCACUAAUUUUUGUAUAAGAAAAAUAAGGAAACUAUGAAUGGAAAAAUAACU
Molecule: messenger RNA, 2281 nt
Organism: Drosophila ananassae
Lineage: Eukaryota; Metazoa; Arthropoda; Insecta; Diptera; Drosophilidae
Exons: 2
Coding region: 162-1943 (593 amino acids)
Source: RefSeq, a predicted model, not a curated record